UAAUUCUCUCUCUCUCUCUCUCUUUACACCGUCGGUACCUUAUAAAAUUGGCUCAGAAAAAUUCACAUUCAAUCCAAUGCUCAUCAUCACUGCAAAAAGAAUUCUCAUCAUCACUUCACCAAUGGAUUGACACCAGAGACCUUCACCCGUUCUCUCUCCAAAUCCCAUGGAGUCUCGAGGGGACCCACUCCUCCUGGAAGAUUUCGGCCAGAAGGUUGACCUAACUCGCAGGAUCCGAGAGGUCUUAUCGAAUUACCCCGAGGGGACGACGGUGCUGAGAGAGCUCGUGCAGAACGCCGACGACGCGGGCGCCACCAGGGUCUGCUUGUGCCUGGACCGGCGGCGCCACGGCUACGACUCGCUGUUGUCGCCCGGGUUGGCUCAGUGGCAGGGCCCGGCUCUGUUGGCUUAUAACAAUGCCGAGUUCACCGAGGAGGAUUUCGUCAGUAUUUCGAGGAUAGGAGGGAGUAAUAAGAUCGGUCAAGCUUGGAAGACUGGUCGAUUCGGGGUUGGCUUCAACUCGGUGUACCAUCUAACGGACUUGCCCUCUUUUGUAAGUGGUAAAUAUGUGGUAAUUUUUGAUCCUCAGGGUGUUUACCUUCCGAAUGUCUCUAUUGCAAAUCCUGGAAAGCGGAUAGAGUUUGUUACUUCUUCAGCUCUCUCAUUGUAUAAAGACCAGUUUCUUCCGUAUCGCGCUUUUGGUUGUGACAUGAAAAUUCCAUUCGCUGGUACCUUAUUCCGUUUUCCUUUGAGGAAUACAGAUCAGGCAUCUAAUAGUAAGCUCUCAAAGCAAGUGUACUUGGAAGAAAACAUUUCUUCCAUGUUUGUUCAGCUGUACGAGGAAGGAGUUUUCACACUACUUUUUCUUAAGAAUGUACUCUCUAUUGAAAUGUAUAUAUGGGAUGUUGGAAUUCCUGAGCCAAGGAAGGUCUAUUCAUGCUCCAUUAACUCUGCGAAUGAUGACACAGUUAGGCAUCGCCAGGCACUUCUUAGAUUGUCCAGGUCAAUAGAUUCAGCUGAUUCUGUGAUGGAUGCCUUUUCAUUGGAAUUCUUGAGUGAGGCAGUUGCUGACUCUCUUUCCCAGAAGAGGACAGAUACUUUCUACAUAGUGCAAACAAUGGCAUCAGCUACCAGUAGGAUUGGUUCUUUUGCUGCUGCUGCAUCCAAAAAUUAUGAUAUUCAUCUGUUACCUUGGGCUUCAGUUGCUGCGUGCAUCUCAGAUGAUUCAUCCAAUGAUGACAUUCUUAAGAUUGGAAGAGCAUUUUGCUUUCUUCCUUUGCCUGUUAGAACUGGAAUGGCUGUCCAAGUUAAUGGGUACUUUGAGGUUUCGUCUAACCGUCGUGGCAUUUGGUAUGGUGCCGACAUGGACAGAAGUGGGAGAAUUCGUUCUCUCUGGAACAGGCUUCUUUUAGAGGACGUGGUGGCCCCUACUUUCACACAAUUGUUGCUUGGAGUGCAAAAGUUACUAGGUCUAACAGAAUCCUAUUAUGCUUUGUGGCCCAGUGGCUCCUUUGAAGAGCCAUGGAGUAUUUGUGUUGAGCAUAUUUACCAGAACAUUGGUAAUGCUCCUGUUUUGUAUUCGGAACUUGAAGGAGGGAAAUGGGUUUCACCAUUGGAGGCUUUUCUUCAUGAUGAGGAAUUCUCUGGAAGUAAGGAACUUGGGGCAGCUCUUGUACAGCUUGGAAUGCCUGUAGUUCAUUUGCGCAAAGAUUUGCUUGAUAUGCUCUUGAAAUGCGCAUGUAGUUUUCAGCAGAAAGUGGUUACUCCUGAUUCAGUACGACAUUAUCUUAGGGAAUGCAGAAGUUUAACCACACUAAGCAGAUCAUACAAGCUUGUUGUGUUGGAAUAUUGUCUUGAAGACCUUCUUGAUGAUGAUGUUAGUAGACAUGCAUAUAACCUGCCUUUGCUCCCCUUGGCAAGUGGUGACUUUGGGUUGUUGUCUGAGGUCGCCAAAGGGGUUUCUUACUUUUUCUGCAAUGAUAUGGAAUAUAAGCUUAUUCAACAAAUCUCAUAUAGGAUUAUUGAUCGCGACAUCCCUCCAGCCCUAUUUGGCAGGCUAUUAUCUAUUGCAAAGUCCUCAAAGGCGAACCUUAUUGUCUUCAAUGUUAAUUAUUUCCUGUAUUUUUUCUCUAAAUUUGUACCUGCUGAUUGGAAAUACAACAAUAAAGUAAUUUGGGACCCAAAAUCUAAUCUUAACCAUCCAACUUCAUCGUGGUUUGUACUUUAUUGGCAGUAUCUUCGAGAUGGGUGUGACAAGUUGUCUUUGUUUGGUGAUUGGCCUAUCUUUCCAUCUCUUUCUGGGCAUCUUCACAGACCUUCAUUGCAAUCAAAACUGUUGAAUGUGGAGAAGUUGUCUGAAACGAUGCGAGACAGUCUCAGUAAACUUGGGUGUAAGAUUCUAAGCAAUAGUUACGGCGUUGAACAUCCGGAUUUAUCUCAUUAUGUGAGUGAUUCUGAUGCUUCUGGUGUUUUGGAAUCAAUCUUUGAUGUUGUCUCUUCAGAUAAUAGCAUCACACAUGCAUUUCAUACUGUUAAAGCAGAAGAGAGGGAUGAGCUUCGUCAAUUUCUCCUAGAUAUGAAAUGGUAUAUUGGAAGCCAUUUGUCUAAUUCUAACAUAUGGAAUUGCAAGAGGCUGCCUAUUUAUAGGGUCUAUGUUGGAGAAUCUCCUCACACCCGACAGUUUUCAGAUUUGGAAAACCCUCCCAAAUACUUACCACCAAGGGAUGUUCCUGAGUGCUUUCUUGGUGCUGAAUUUAUCUAUAGUUCGUCAAGUAUCGAAGAAGAGGUCUUAAACAGAUAUUAUGGAAUUGAGCCAAUGAGGAAGGCGAGUUUCUAUAAGCAGCAUGUUUUACACAAAGUUAAGGAGUUGCGUCCUGAGGUUCGUGACAGCAUCAUGCUUUCUCUUCUGAAGGAGCUCCCACAAUUAUGUAUUGAGGAUGCAUCAUUCAGAGAUUGUCUGAGAAGUUUGGAAUUUGUCUCAACGUCUAAUGGUUCUUUGAAGUCUCCUGCUGCACUAUACGAUCCUCGUAAUGAAGAAUUAUAUGCUCUAUUAGACGAUUCUGAUAGUUUUCCUUGUGGUGUUUUCCAAGAAUCAGGCAUUUUGGACAUGCUACAAGGUUUGGGACUUGGGAUGGCUGUCUCUCCUGAAACUGUCAUAAAAAGUGCUCGACAGGUGGAGCAGUUAAUGCAUGAGGAUCAACAGAGGGCAUACUUGAGAGGAAAAGUUCUUCUUUCCUACCUAGAAGUAAACACAUUGAAGUGGGUAACAAAUCUACCAAAUGAAGAUCACGGAACACUGAAUAGAAUGGUGCAACGAGCAGCAACUGCGUUUCGGCCUCGCAACUUAAAAUCGGACAUGGAAAAAUUCUGGAAUGAUCUCCGGAUGAUUUGCUGGUGCCCUGUCCUUGUUUCUUCCCCUUGUCAAUCUUUACCCUGGCCUGCUGUUUCGUCGAUGGUUGCACCUCCUAAGCUCGUAAGGCUUUAUAGAGAUUUGUGGCUCACUUCAGCGAGCAUGCGGAUACUUGAUGGGGAAUGUUCAUCCACGGCCUUAUCACAGCAGCUGGGGUGGUCUUCUCCACCUGGGGGUAGUGUAAUUGCUGGUCAACUUCUUGAGCUUGGGAAAAACAGUGAGAUCGUGACUGAUCAGUUACUGCGGCAGGAGUUGGCCUUAGCAAUGCCAAGGAUAUACACCAUACUUCUGGGCAUGGUGGGGUCCGAUGAGAUGGAUGUUGUUAAAGCUGUUCUUGAAGGGUGUCGAUGGAUUUGGGUGGGGGAUGGGUUUGCGACCUCGGAAGAGGUCGUCCUUAAUGGUCCUCUUCAUUUGGCUCCUUACGUACGUGUUAUACCUGUUGAUUUAGCUGUUUUUAAGGAUUUAUUUCUGGAGCUUGGAAUUCAGGAAUUCUUGAAACCCAGUGAUUACGCCAAUAUAUUAUGCAGAAUGGCUAUGAGGAAAGGCUCCACACCCCUUGUUGCGCAGGAAAUCAGGGCUGCAAUAUUGAUUGCACAACAUCUGGUUGAUGUCCGGUCUAAUGAAGCAGAAAUUAAGAUUUAUUUACCUGACGUGUCAGGUAGACUUAUUAUUGCCACUGAUUUAGUUUAUAAUGAUGCUCCCUGGUUGCCUGGCUCGGAAGAGCCUAAUAACUCGUUUGGAAAUGCAUCAACCCUGGCUUUAACUGCAAAAAGAACUCUUCAAAGGUUUGUGCAUGGGAACAUAUCCAAUGAUGUGGCUGAGAAGCUCGGUGUUCGUUCACUUCGGAGGACGUUACUCGCUGAAAGCGCUGAUUCCAUGAAUUUAAGUUUAUCUGGUGCAGCGGAAGCAUUUGGACAGCAUGAAGCCUUGACAACUAGAUUGAAACACAUACUUGAAAUGUACGCGGAUGGACCUGGUAUUCUCUUUGAGCUUGUUCAGAAUGCUGAAGAUGCGCGAGCUUCUGAAGUGACAUUUCUUUUGGAUAAGACACAGUAUGGGACAUCAUCACUUCUUUCUCCUGAAAUGGCAGACUGGCAGGGUCCCGCUUUGUACUGUUUUAAUGACUCUGUUUUCAGCCCCCAAGAUUUAUACGCGAUCUCGCGUAUUGGUCAGGAAAGUAAAUUAGAAAAACCCUUUGCAAUUGGAAGGUUUGGGCUAGGGUUUAAUAGUGUCUAUCACUUUACAGACAUCCCCACAUUUGUUUCUGGGGAAAACAUUGUCAUGUUUGAUCCUCAUGCUUGUAACUUGCCUGGGAUCUCUCCAUCUCACCCUGGUCUCCGGAUUCAGUUUGUUGGCAGAAGGAUUUUGGAACAAUUUCCUGAUCAAUUUUCACCUUUCCUGCAUUUUGGCUGCGACUUGCUGCAUCCGUUUCCUGGAACGCUAUUCCGGUUUCCCCUCAGGAGUGGAGCUGUUGCUUCCCGAAGCCAAAUAAAGAAAGAAGGUUAUUCAUCUGAUGAUGUCUUCUCACUCUUUUCUUCUUUUUCUGAGGUGGUUUCUGAAACACUCCUAUUUCUCCGCAAUGUGAAAACCAUCUCCAUUUUUGUCAAAGGAGGUAGCAAUGAAAUGCAACUUGUACAUCGCGUCCACAAGCAUUGUGUUCGUGAUCCUGAAGCUGAAGCCAGUAGUAAUUUGUUUAGCUUUAUGCAUGGAAAUCAACAAGAUGGAGUGGAUAAGGACCAGUUCCUUAAUAAACUGAGCAAAUCUGUGGAUACAGUUUUGCCAUGGCAAACACAAAAGGUUGUGGUGAGAGAGCAAAGUUUAGCUGGUGGCGAAAAGUCACACCUGUGGAUAACUAGUGAAUGUCUAGGAAGUGGGUUUCUUAAGGAAAACCCAGAAAAAUUUAAUAACAAGUCUCACAAAUUUAUCCCGUGGGCUUGCGUUGCUUCAUAUUUACACUCUGCGAAGGUGGAUACAGAAUUCAGUGAUAUAGCAAACACAGAGGAACCUUGCAUCCUUAUUCCUGAUGUACUUCAAGUUCCCAUAGCUUCCAUUCAAGAUAGAAAGAAUUUUGACGGUCGUGCCUUUUGCUUUUUACCACUUCCUAUAAACACUGGUCUUCCGGUGCAUAUUAAUGCAUAUUUUGAAUUGUCAUCAAACCGGAGGGAUAUUUGGUUCGGCAAUGACAUGGCAGGGGGUGGGAAAAAACGCUCAGACUGGAAUAUAUACCUUCUUGAAGAUGUUCUUGCCCCGGCUUAUGGUCACUUGCUUGAGAAAGUUGCAUCAGAAAUUGGUCCAUGCAAUUUGUUCUUUUCGCUGUGGCCUACGACAGUAGGAUUAGAACCUUGGGUAUCAAUGGUGCGGAAACUUUACCUGUUCAUCGCUGACUUCGGACUUCGUGUGUUGUAUACAAAAGCCAGAGGGGGCCAAUGGAUCUCAACCAAACAAGCUAUUUUUCCUGAUUUCACUUUUCAUAAAACUGAUGAGCUUGUUGAGGCAUUAUCUGAUGCUGGUUUACCAGUAGUGACUGUUUCUAAGCCGCUUGUGGAGAUAUUUAUGGAGUUCUGUCCGUUGUUGCAUUACCUUACACCUCAAUUACUGCAAACAUUGUUGAUUCGGCGGAAGCGUGGAUUUAGGGACAGGAAUUCAAUGAUCUUGACCCUUGAGUAUUGCUUACUCGAUGUAAGAGUUCCUUUUCAGUGUGAUACUUUGUAUGGUUUACCUUUGGUACCUCUUUCUAAUGGUUUUUUCACGUCAUUUGAGAAACGAGGGGCAGGUGAAAGAAUAUAUAUUGCGCGAGGAGAUGAGUAUGGUCUUCUUAAGGAUUCAGUCCCUCAUAAACUUGUAGACUUUGGAAUCUCUGAUGUUCUUCACGGGAAGCUAUGUGAUCUAGCACGAAGUGAGAAUUUCAAUGUUUCUUUUUUGACAUGUGAUUUGCUUGAAAAGCUCCUUCCGAGUUUACUUCCGCUCGAGUGGCAGCAUGCUAAACAGGUAACUUGGGCCCCUGGUGUUGAAGGCCAGCCUAGUUUGGAAUGGAUGAGAUUACUAUGGGGUUACCUAAAAUUGUCUUGCGAUGAUCUGUCAGUAUUUUCUAAGUGGCCUAUUUUGCCUGUUGGAAAGGACUAUCUUCUGCAGCUUGUUAAGAAUUCAAAUGUUAUUGAAGAUGAUGGCUGGAGUGAGAACAUGUCUUCUCUGUUGCUCAGAGUAGGUUGCCUAAUCUUGAGGAGUGACCUUGCGAUUGAACAUACCCAAUUGAGAAGUUAUGUGCAGCCUCCAACGGCUACUGGCCUAUUAAAUGCCCUACUCUCAGUUGCUGGUCAUUCAGAGAACGUUGAUGGGCUCUUCAGAGAUGCAUCCGAAGGUGAGAUGCAUGAACUUCGGAGUUUUAUUCUCCAGUCCAAGUGGUUCAGUGAAGAGUCAAUGGAUGCAAGGCAUAUUGAUGUCAUCAAACAGCUUCCCAUUUUUGAGUCCUUCAGGAGUAGAAAAUUAGUUUGUUUGAGUAGACCUAUGAAAUGGCUUAAACCAAAUGGUGUGCGUGAGGAUCUUUUAGAUGAUAACUUUAUACGUACAGAAUCGGAUAAAGAAAAAACCAUUCUGAGAGAUAUGUUGGAGAUUAGAGAACUUUCGAGGGCAGAAUUUUAUAAGGAUUAUGUACUCAAUCGCAUGCCUGAAUUUAUGUCGCAUCAGGAAGCUCUCUUUGACAUUCUAGAGGAUGUUAAGCUUUUGAUUGCAGAAGAUAACUCUCUCAGAACAGCAGUUUCCAGUACCGCUUUUGUGUUGGCACGCAAUGGAUCCUGGAAGGAGCCAUCCAGGCUAUAUGAUCCUCGCAUUACUAAGCUACAAAAGGUGCUGCAGAGUGACGUUUUCUUUCCUUCAGAGAAAUUCUCAGAUCCUGAAACUCUGGAGACCCUAGUUAGCCUUGGACUUCGACAAAGCUUGGGUUUUACCGGUUUGCUUGAUUGUGCUAGGUCUGUUUCCAUGUUGUAUGACUUGAAAGACUUGGAAACAGUCAAUUAUGGGAGGAGGUUACUUGUUUGUUUAGAUGCAAUAGCGUUCAAGCUGUCAACGCAUGAAGACCAGCACAACUGUGGUAAUGAAUUUAGAAGUGGCAUUGAAUGUCAGAACAGCAGUUCUGCUGAUGAUGAAAUAAGAAAGUCCUUUCCACAGAGAUCUGAGAAUUGCUUUGCAGAGGGGCUGGACGUUGACUCAUUUGUAGGAAACUUGAUUGGUGACAGUCCAGGAGAAGAAUUUUGGUCAGAACUAAAAGCCAUACCCUGGUGUCCUGUUUAUGCUGAUUCUCCACCUUUGCAAGGACUUCCAUGGUUAGGGUCAAGUCAAUCAGUGGCAGCUCCGGUGAAUGUGAGACCUAAAUCACAGAUGUGGUUGGUUUCAUCUCAGAUGAACAUACUAGAUGGCGAAUGCCGCUCUUUGUACUUACAGAGUAAACUGGGUUGGAUGGAUCUCCCAUCUGUGGAUGUUUUAUCCACGCAAUUAAUUGGCCUUUCCAAGUCCUAUGCCCAACUCAAGUUACAUUCCCCAGAGGCACUAGAUUUUGAUGCUGCACUUCAGAAGGAACUUCCUCCACUUUAUAAAAGACUACAGGAAUUCCUUAGUACUGAUGAUUUUCUGGUUCUAAAAUCUGCAUUGAAUGGUGUUUCGUGGGUUUGGAUUGGAGAUGAUUUUGUAUCCCCAAAUUCUCUCGCAUUUGAUUCGCCUGUUAAAUUUAGUCCUUAUUUGUACGUGGUACCUUCAGAGUUAUCGGAGUUCAGAGAUUUGCUUUUGGCAUUAGGUGUUAGACACAGUUUUGAUGUUUCUGACUAUCUGCAUGUGCUACAACACUUGCAGAUGGAUAUGAAAGGGUCCACACUGUUAUCUGAUCAAUUGAGUUUUGUCAAUCGUGUCCUAGAAGCUGUUGCAGACUGUUACUCUGACAGGCCAUUUGACGCUUCUACUGCCCCACUAUUAAUUCCAGAUUCUUUUGGUUUUCUAACUCCUGCUGCAGAUCUUGUUUAUAAUGAUGCACCAUGGUUGGAGAACACCCUUGUUGGGAGACACUUUGUACAUCCAAGUAUCAGUAAUGACUUGGCAAAUAGGUUGGGGGUCCAAUCACUGCGCUGUCUCUCCUUAGUCAGCGAAGAAUUGACUAAAGAUUUACCAUGCAUGGACUACGCUAGAAUUUGCGAGCUUCUGACAUUGUAUGGGAAUAGUGAGUUUUUGUCCUUUGACCUUCUUGAGUUGGCAGAUUGCUGCAAAGCAAAAAAGUUCCACCUAAUAUUUGACAAGAGGGAACAUCCACGUCAGUCUUUAUUGCAGCACAAUCUAGGUGAAUUUCAAGGGCCUGCCCUUCUUGCCAUCUUGGAAGGUGUCAGCUUGAGUAGGGAGGAAUUGAGUAACCUCCAGUUUCUUCCUCCUUGGAGACUGCGUGGUGAUACCCUAAACUACGGUUUAGGUCUGCUUAGCUGUUUCCACAUAUGUGAUCUCCCAUCAGUUGUAUCUGGUGGCUGCCUUUACAUGUUUGAUCCUCGUGGUCUGGCCUUUGCUGUGCCUUCAAGUUCUUCUUCUGCAGCAAAAAUGUUCUCCUUGAUAGGUACUAAUUUGAUGGAGCAAUUUCUUGAUCAGUUUAAUCCCCUGUUGAUUAGCCAAAGUAUGCCAUGGUCAUCAUCAGAUUCUACUGUUAUCCGCAUGCCUCUGUCCUCUGAGUGCAUGAAAAAUGGACUUGAGUGUGGACUAAAGAGAAUAGAAGAUAUAUUUGACAAAUUUAUGGAGCAUGGUUCUAGAGUACUUUUAUUCUUGAAGUCGGUUUUGCAGGUCACACUAUCCACAUGGGAGGAAGGAAGCCCACAGCUUUCCCAGGAUUACUCCAUUUGUGUCGAUUCUUCACUUGGUAUUAUGAGAAAUCCUUUUUCAGAGAAGAAGUGGAGAAAGUUCCAAAUAUCUAGGCUAUUUAGUAGCUCAAAUGCUGCAAUCAAAUUGCAUAUAAUCGAUGUGAAUCUGUAUCAAGGAGGAAGUAGAGUUGUUGACCGGUGGCUCGUUGUGCUUAGCCUGGGUUCUGGUCAGACAAGAAAUAUGGCCCUUGAUAGGCGGUAUCUAGCAUACAACUUGACACCUGUUGCCGGAGUUGCAGCACUCAUAUGUCGCAAUGGUCAACCAGCUGAGGCUUAUCCAUCAAGUUCAGUUAUGUGCCCUCUUCCAUUAUCUGGUUCUGUAAACAUACCUGUCGCUAUUGUUGGAUAUUUCCUUGUCCGUCACAAUCGAGGCCGUUGCCUCUUUAAAUACCAAAAUGUGGAAGAUUUGGCUGAGGCGCAGCCUGAUGCCGGAAAUGCACUGAUAGAAGCUUGGAACAGAGAGCUGAUGUCUUGUGUCCGUGAUUCCUAUAUCGAGAUGGUUUUGGAAAUUCAGAAGUUAAGAAGGGAACCAUCAAUUUCUAAUCUGGAUUCUAGUUUGACCCGUGCAAUUAGUGUGUCUUUGAAUUCGCACAGUGACCAUUAUUCUUUCUGGCCAAGGGCUAGUGGGCAUGCUCAGAUUCAUGAAUCAGGUGGUGAUUGUAAGCUAUUUUCAAAUAAGGUGCUCAAAGCAGAUUGGGAAUGUAUAAUUCAGCAAGUAAUCAGGCCUUUCUAUGCUCGUCUUGUUGACCUCCCUGUAUGGCAACUGCACUCUGGAAAUCUUGUCAAGGCUGAAGAGGGUAUGUUUCUUUCACAACCUGGGGGUGCAGUGGGUGAUAAUGUGCUACCAGCAAGAGUUUGUACCUUUGUGAAGGAACAUUAUCCUGUAUUUUCUGUUCCGUGGCAAUUGGUGACUGAAAUCCAGGCUGUGGGAGUUAUAGUUCGUGAAAUCAAACCUAGGAUGGUUCGGGACCUUCUUAAGGUGUCUUCAGCCUCUAUUGUCCUUCGGGCUGUUGAUACUUUUGUGGAUGUUCUUGAGUAUUGCUUGUCUGAUAUUUGGGUUGAUGAGCUAUCUCAUUCAAGUUCAGCUAAUGCAAUGAUGAACACCUUUACCUUUGAUAAUGCAUAUAGGGCAAUUAAAGAAGACAGCGGUUCGGGUUCUGCAUCAAUUCCAGAGUUGCACAAACUUUACGGAAUGUCUACCCAGAAUUCUGCCAAUUCAGGAGGAGAUGCACUUGAAAUGGUGACUACUUUAGGAAAGGCUUUAUUUGAUUUUGGCCGGGUAGUUGUGGAAGAUAUUGGCAAGGCAGGUGGGCCCUUGGUUCAGAGAAACACCGGCAGCAGUGACAGUAUCAGGAGAAAUGGGGACCAGAAUCUUCUACGUAUAGCUGCUGAGCUCAGAGGGUUACCGUGCCCAACUGCAACAAACAUUCUAGCGAAGUUGGGGGUUACUGAAAUUUGGGUUGGAAACAAGGAGCAACAAACCCUGAUGACUUCAUUAGCGUCAAAGUUUAUCCAUCCAGAAGUAUUGGAUAGACCAAUCUUGGCUGCCCUUUUUUCAACCUGCGCACUUCAACCAUUAUUGAAACUGCAAAAUUUUUCUCUUCACUUGCUGGCUAAACAUAUGAGACUACUUUUUCAUGUAAACUGGGUGAAUCAUGUGAUGGACUCAAAUAGAGCUCCCUGGUUUUCAUGGCAGAGUACUGCAAGUUAUGAUGGUGAGGGAGGCCCUUCUCCUGAAUGGAUAAGGCUUUUCUGGAGAAGUUUUACUGGUUCUUUGGAAGAUCUUUCCCUUUUUGCUGAUUGGCCUCUUAUCCCUUCUUUUCUUGGUAGGCAAGUCUUGUGCCGCGUUAGAGAACGUCAACUGGUUUUCAUUCCACCUCCCAUUGUGAACCCGAACUCUGCAAAUGCUUCCUCGGAAACAGGAGCAGCAGAAAGUGAUCUGUCUGAAUUAGCUUCUGAGUUGUACCAGCCUUACAUUUUAGCUUUCGAAGUUGCCAAGAAUCGAUACCCUUGGUUGUUAUCGUUCUUGUACCAAUGCAACAUUCCCAUUUUUGAUGUUUCUUUCAUGGAUUGUGCUGCUCCAUGUAAUUUCUUUCCCACACCUGACCAAUCACUGGGACAAGUUAUUGCAUCCAAACUUGUUGCAGCUAAACAUGCUGGCUAUUUUCCUGAAAUCUCUUCAUUUGCAGCUGCCGAGCGUGAUGAAAUCUUUGCGCUUUUGGCUUCUGAUUUCUCUUCAAAUGGCUCAAAGUAUGAGAGCGAAGAACUGGAAGUGUUGUGUGAUCUGCCUAUUUUCAAAACCGUAGUAGGGUCAUACACCAAACUACACGCCCAAGAGCUUUGUUUGAUUUCUUCAAAUUCAUUCCUCAAGCCAUAUCACGAGCAUUGCCUUUCUUACUUGACAGAUUCCAAUGAAAGCUCACUACUCCAAGCCCUUGGGGUUCCUAUUUUGCAUGAUCAACAAAUUUUUGUUAGGUUCGGAUUGCCUGGGUUUGAAUUAAAACCUGAGUCUGAGCAAGAGGACAUUUUGAUUUAUCUUUAUGCCAAUUGGCAAGAUCUUCAGCUCGAUUCAUCUGUCAUUGAAGCCUUGAGGGAGUCUAAUUUCGUAAAAAAUGCUGAAGAACCUUCUCUGGAACUAUCUAAGCCCAAGGAUCUAUUUGAUCCUGGAGAUGUUUUAUUAUCCUCUGUAUUUGCUGGUGAGAGGAAGAAAUUUCCUGGAGAAAGGUUUGGUACUGAUGGAUGGCUUAGUAUAUUAAGAAAAACAGGCCUUCGAACUGCAGUAGAAACAGAUGUCAUACUUGAGUGUGCCAGGAGAGUGGAGUCCCUUGGAGCUGAAUAUAUAAAAAGUAAAGGGGUUGUGGACGAAUUUGAGACAGAUUCAUUCAACUCUCAAAACGAAGUUCCUUUGGAAACAUGGUUGUUAGCUGAAUCUGUCAUGAGAGCCAUAUUCUCGAAUUUCGCGGUGCUUUAUGGCAACAACUUCUGCAACAUACUUGGAAAAAUUGCAUGCGUACCUGCUGAAAAGGGAUUUCCAAAUGUAGGUAGUACAAGAGGAGGCAAGAGAGUACUGUGCUCAUACAAUGAGGCAAUUAUAUUGAAGGAUUGGCCACUAGCAUGGAGUUGUGCUCCCAUUCUCUCUAGACAGAGUGUUAUACCACCCGAGUACUCUUGGGGAGCGCUUCAUCUGAGGAGCCCUCCAGCCUUUUCUAUUGUUUUGAAACACGUGCAGGUAAUUGGGAGAAAUAGUGGUGAGGAUACUCUUGCUCACUGGCCUACUGUGUCAGGCUUAAUUACCGUUGAGGAAGCUUCUUUUGAAGUCUUAAAGUACCUUGACAAGGUCUGGGGUUCCCUCUCUUCUAUAGACAUAGCAGAGUUGCAGAGAGUGGCAUUCAUGCCAGCUGCGAAUGGAACACGCUUGGUGACCGCUAGCUCUCUUUUCGUGCGUUUGACAAUCAACCUCUCGCCAUUUGCAUUUGAGCUCCCUAGUAUAUAUCUCCCUUUUGUCAAGAUUCUUAGAGAUAUGGGGCUUAAGGACAUGCUAUCAGUUACUUGUGCAAAGGAUCUUCUCUCAAAUCUUCAGAAAGCAUGUGGGUAUCAGCGUCUAAAUCCAAAUGAGCUCCGUGCUGUGAUGGAAAUUCUGCAUUUUGUGUGUGAUAAAACCAUUGAAGCAAACAUGUCAGAUCUAUCCAACUGGGAAUCAGGAGCCAUAGUGCCUGAUGAUGGAUGCAGACUUGUUCAUGCAAAAUCUUGUGUGUAUGUCGAUUCUUAUGGCUCUUGGUAUAUCAAACACAUUGACACUUCCAGGCUGAGGUUAGUUAACCCAGAUGUUCCUGAGAAAAUAUGUACAGCCCUUGGGAUCAAGAUGCUAUCUGAGAUAGUUGUAGAGGAGUUAGAUCACGGGGAGCAUCUACAGAGCUUGGAACAGAUUGGCUCAGUGCCAAUAGUUGCUAUCAGACAAAAAUUGCUAAGCAAAUCAUUUCAGUCUGCAGUAUGGAGUGUUGUCAAUAGUAUAAGCAGUGACAUUCCAGACUUUGAUAGUCUAACUUUGGAGGAAAUACAGACCUCUCUGGUAGUUAUUGCAGAGAAGUUGCAGUUUGUUCAAUGCCUUCGUACUCGCUUUCUGCUUCUGCCGCAAUAUUUAGACAUUACCCGUUUAGGGAAUGAAUCUAAAAUUCUGGAAUGGGAAGGCGAAUCCAAACAUAGAACUCUUUAUUUUAUUGACCGGUUGAAGACCCGCAUGUUAGUUGCCGAACCACCGACUUAUAUGUCAGUUCUAGACAUUAUUGCAAUUAUUUUGAGCCAGGUUUUAGGUUGCCGAGUCCCACUUCCUAUUGGAUCGUUAUUUCUCUGUCCUGAAGACUCAGAGACUGCAAUUGUGAAUCUCUUGAAACUUCGUCCCGAAAAAAGAGUAAAUGAAGGCACAGGUGGAAAAAACAGUUUUCUUGGAAGAGUAAUACUACCUCAAGAUUCUAUUCAAGUACAACUUCACCCUUUGAGACCCUUUUAUUCAGGAGAAAUUGUUGCUUGGCGGUCUCAAAAUGGAGAAAAAUUGAAGUAUGGCAGAGUUCUAGAGGAUGUGAGACCGUCAGCAGGGCAAGCACUAUACAGAUUCAAGGUGGAAAUUUCCCAUGGUGUGAUUGAACCUCUUCUUUCUUCACACAUUUUCUCAUUCAAAGGUGUAUCAAUUGGCAAUGAGGCUUCUUCAUCAACCGCGGUGGAGGAUAACGGCAACCGCAAAGCUGCUCAAAACAGGGUGCAUGUCGAGCGGCCAGAAGGUUCUAGAAGUGGCAAAUCAAAAUCUACUCUGGCAAAUAAGGAUCUUCAGUAUGGCCGAGUCUCAGCUGCAGAGCUGGUGCAAGCAGUUCAUGAGAUGCUUUCAACGGCAGGUAUUAAUUUGGAUGUGGAGAGACAGUCCCUGUUGCAAACGACAUUGACCUUGCAAGAACAACUGAAAGAGUCUCAGGCAACAUUGUUGCUAGAGCAGGAAAAAUCUGACUUGGCAGCCAAAGAAGCAGAUACAGCUAAAGCAUCAUGGUUGUGCCGUAUCUGUUUGACCAAUGAAGUCGAUAACACCAUAGUCCCGUGUGGUCAUGUUAUGUGUCGGAGGUGCUCAUCUGCUGUUUCCAGGUGUCCGUUCUGUCGUCUACAAGUGACAAAAACUAUGAGAAUAUUCCGGCCUUAAUUUAUAUUUGGGUACUUAACAGGUAUUUGGUUGGAUAAAUUCGUGGUUUACGGAUUUCCCAAGAUUCAUUGUGAUGCAGCAAAAUAUUCUUUGUUGCUUUUCUUUGGGGAGGAUAUGUUGAGAAUAAAUGACGACAAUUUCCUCUUGUUCGUGUAAAUUUUGUGCAAAUACCAAAUGGAACCACAAUAUUCUCGUUUUCUACGAAGGUUUUCUCCCUUACAUAAGAAUAGUAAAGUGAAUAUUUUUGAGAUCUAAAUUUCUUGUACAGUGUGAACUUUCGAGAUCCUAUAUCCAAAAUUUACCCAUUGAAUGUUGCCUAGUAAAA
This is a messenger RNA of Rhododendron vialii, 14798 nucleotides long. RefSeq lists its product as uncharacterized. NCBI's taxonomy places the organism in Eukaryota, Viridiplantae, Streptophyta, Magnoliopsida, Ericales, Ericaceae. The record is from RefSeq and is a predicted model, not a curated record. The transcript is spliced from 13 exons. Bases 167 to 14473 code for a protein of 4768 amino acids. Gene Ontology annotation, molecular function: Hsp70 protein binding.